AGAAGAAAAGAGGCUGAGAAAGUAGCAGGUAAGUGAACACCGCACCGCACCGCAUUGUUUGCAGUCCAAUGCAACGACCAGAUGAGGAAGAAACGCUGUCACCGCUUCCAAGAGAAAAAGAUUGAUGGAAAGGCAGAGGAUUCAAGAAAUGAGAACCGACCUCCAUUGAUGGCUCUGAACCACGUUUCAAGGCUGUGUAGAAAUGUGAAGGAAUCCAUAGAUUUCUACACAAAGGUGCUGGGAUUUGUUCAGACCGAGAGACCCCAAGCUUUGGACUUCGAGGGUGCAUGGUUGUUCAACUAUGGAGUCGGUAUCCACUUGGUGCAGUCCAAAGAAGAAGAUCAGAGAUUGCCUUCCGAUGCUCAGCACUUAGAUCCCCAGGACAACCAUAUAUCUUUUCAGUGUGAAGAUCUGGAAGCAAUGGAGAAGAAGUUGAAGGAGAUGAAUGUGAAGUUCAUGAAAAGGAGUCUGGAGGAAGAAGAUGGAACGAAAAUGGACCAAAUAUUCUUCAACGACCCAGAUGGAUUCAUGGUAGAGAUAUGCAACUGCGAGAAUCUGAAACUCGUACCUGUUGAGUCACUCAGCAAGAUCAAGAUCCCGAUGGAUCGCCACACGCCACCCAUGGAGACAAAUCAGACAUAGUCAAACUUUGCUUUUUCAAAUGCUUCUUCAUCUUGCUUCGUUAGCUUUCAUGCUGAGUUUAUCAGUCUCGUACACAACUAAUCUUAAGUUUUAACUUCUGCUAACUUCUGCUAUAUAAAUCUAUUCUC
Vigna umbellata (rice bean) is the source of this 770-nucleotide messenger RNA. RefSeq names its product glyoxylase I 4. The record is from RefSeq and is a predicted model, not a curated record. NCBI's taxonomy places the organism in Eukaryota, Viridiplantae, Streptophyta, Magnoliopsida, Fabales, Fabaceae.